Dacryopinax primogenitus is the source of this 684-nucleotide messenger RNA. RefSeq lists its product as uncharacterized. Bases 1 to 684 code for a protein of 227 amino acids. Lineage: Eukaryota; Fungi; Basidiomycota; Dacrymycetes; Dacrymycetales; Dacrymycetaceae. The record is from RefSeq and is a predicted model, not a curated record. The transcript has 2 exons.
AUGCAAGGACUCGCAACCCCCGACGACUGCGACAUGUUCGGGCACAUGAGCAAUAGCAGUUAUGCCAAGACGCUCGAUAUAAUGCGCAUGCAGUUUGGCGCGGAUUUCUUCCUGACCUGGUUUUCCUCGUAUAAGGGAACCUGCCCUAUGGGGGCUGCCGACUAUUCCUUCAUAAAGGAGAUCCCGAUUAUGGGAAGGUAUGAGAUCAGGAGCACAAUAGGAGGCUGGGAUCAUAAAUGGCUAUGCGUCGUAUCAUACUUCGUCUCCUACCCCAAAAUACGCCAAUCCGGCUCUCCGGAGCAAGUCCUCACCCCUCCCGCGCCGCUGCCUGCUGCUCUCUUCCCUCCUAACGCGAUCCUGCACACCGUGUGCAUCUCCCGCAUGUGCUUCAAACAACGCCGCCUGACUGUUCCGCCGGCAAUAGCGAUGUCCCUUUCGGGGAUGGGCGGUUCGGAGUCCCUAGGUCGGGUGAGGUGGGAGCGUGUGCAGCUGCUGAAUGCUGAGGGGAGAAUGAAGAAGAUGCUUCGGACUGGGGAAUGGAAGGACGAGCUUUGUCGGCCGGGGAAGGAGGGUGGCUGGGGGAUGGAUGAAAUGGAAGAGGAGAGGAAGAUGGGGAUGGAGGCUUGUGGAAAGACUUAUGCGGGGAUGGAGUUGCUUAGGCCUGUCACGGUAUUGGACGUGUAG